AUGUUUCUAAUAUCGUUUGGACUACUCAGUCUUGUCAACAGUAUCGCGCUCGCGUUGAUGGUUACACCGGAUUCACCAUGCAUGUCUUUAUGUAGUGAUGGCCAGGGCUCGGACAGUAUUGAUGGAAGUGAAAUCGUCUGUCAAAAUGAAAAUUUCAUAACCACUACAGCUGGCCAAAAAUUGAAAUCAUGUCUCUCUUGCUUGCAGUUGAGCACUGCAGCUGGUAAUGAUCAAAAUGAUCAACACUGCUUUAUGUACAAUAUUCGUUAUACUUUAGCAUCAUGUCUGUACGGAUUUGCCAAUGCUACAGAUACAAUAGCCACACCGUGCUCUACCUCUACUGCUUGUGGCCCAUUUCAACUAGCAAUUGAAGAUGGAAAUUUCAUCACCAAAAAUGAAACAGCUUAUGGCUAUUGCUCGGCAAACUACAACUCUAUUUUGAGUGGCGGCACUUCCGCAUGUAAAAGUUGUCUUCAAUCUGGCAAUACCGAAUCUUAUCUCUCAAAUUUCCUGAUAGCUCUCCAAGCAGGAUGUCACCAACAGCCGCCCGAUGGAACUAUCAUUGGUCUCAAUGCCUCCGUCUUCUCUCAAUAUACCAUAACCGAAACAUCCCCUGGACAAAGCUACAAUACCACAGUUCCAAGCAACGCUGCCUCCAAGAAAGGUCUAUCGAAGCACACAAUCAUUGGGGUAUCCGUCGGUCUUGGCAUUCUUCUCCUCGUUACCCUUUUCAUAAUUUUCACCCUGUGGCGGAAUUAUAUUUCCUUAAAACGUGCACGCGAACGCCAUACUCCUUUAGAUGAGAGAUAUGGCGCUCUCAAUAUCACUGCGCCCAACGAAGGUGCAUUCGGAAACCCAUAUACGCGAUCCGAAACCAUCACUCUAGCUGCACCUCCGCAAACUAGAAAACAUAAUAAUGCAAAUAUCGCACCGCCAUUCAAUUUCUCAAAGUACCCAGGCGAUGAUGAAAGUUUGCAUAAACACGAUACGAUUAUUCUUCCAGCCCAUCAUGCCUACUAUUCCCCCUCGAUACCUCGUUCAAAUCCAUAUCCGAAAACAGAAGAUACGGUACCAAUAAUGCUUCACGAGGAAUCCUCUUCACCGUAUUCGUAUCCUCAUUUAACCAACACACAAACCCCUGAUUCUAAUCCUGCAAGAACCUUUUCACCACCGACACAGAACUUGGCGCGAAUGACGGAGAGUAACGAGGAUGCAAGUUUUCAUAAUCGGGGAAAGGCUCAAGAUAAGAGGAUGGUAAGGAAUGCAGACAGAGAUAGGGACGUGAGUAUGAGUUACGCGAGAGCCGCUAUCGAUGGCACGCAGAAUAGUGGAAUUACUGCUUCCUCUCUUUCUCCCAGCGCACAGGAUAUUGAAACGAGGUUAAACAGUGGUGGAGAGGAGAGAACAAAAAGUCCCCUCGUAGGAGGAGAUAUCGGGGAUAUGAGGGAGAGGAGUAGAGAGAAGAAAAGACAAAGGAAGAAAAAAAGAGCACCGAAGAGGAUGUCGGUUAUUAGCGAUCAGGAUCAGGAUCAAGAUCAAUGGCCCGGGGAAUUCUGA
This is a messenger RNA of Botrytis porri, 1557 nucleotides long. RefSeq lists its product as uncharacterized. Bases 1 to 1557 code for a protein of 518 amino acids. The transcript is spliced from 3 exons. NCBI's taxonomy places the organism in Eukaryota, Fungi, Ascomycota, Leotiomycetes, Helotiales, Sclerotiniaceae. The record is from RefSeq and is a predicted model, not a curated record.